AGUAGAUUUGACACUCAUCCAAGAUGGCCGCCUGUAACGCAAAAAGUCUUCGAACUCUGGACCUCGACAAUCUUACGGAAAACAGGUGUUAACCGUGACGGUUAACAGUAUAUAAACGAAGAGCUAUUCAUGAGCAAUAGUAAACCUGUGGUGGUAAACUCGUACUCGUCUUCGAAUCAUUAUGUCUUUCAACUUCAACAAAUUAUCAGUCACUUCUGUUGACUGCAAAGGAAAGCGCGUUUUGAUGCGGUAAGCCAUACUUUUAGUUGAUGUCUACUGCAGCCCAUUGUCGGAAACUGGAUUAGUCAGCUAAGUCAUUUUUGAUUCUCUCGUGACUGGCUUGCAAUAGUUUGUCAUGUGACCAACUUUCCUGUAAACACUAAAACAGGUAGCUUUGGGAAAAUGAUGUUAGCAAGAACUGAAAGAGCAUAUUCAAAUUAGGUAACCUGUGAAUUUGCAGCCAUAUAUCUCACUAGUAGUGAUUGCAAUGGCCGCCAAAAAUGACAAGGAUUUGUGUGGGAAAAGCAACUGUUACCACCCAUGCCAGUCACGGUUGAGUGGUUUUCCAUACAUUACAAAUCCAUGUAAGUUUUACCGUCAAACCGGGAAAAACGUGAACACCAGAAACAUUUCUGGAUUGUUAUUGUGUUGCAAGAAAAAAGCCAGUCAGGCAUGAGAAAACUAAACCACAAGCAAGACCGUUAAUUAAUUUGUGGUUUUGUGGCUAGUUUGCGUGUCCUUGCAGUGAUUGGUCAGAACACAAUGAACAUUCCUGAGAUAUUACAAGUGUUCACGGUUUUCCUGGGCACGCUGAAAAAUGUUCAAAUAUGUUGUGGUAAAACAUUUCCUUAAGCAUUAUGGGGCUCAAAUUUUCUUUUGCUUGUAACAACAGUACAAUAUUUAUAUUGUGCCCUGUAAUGUGUUUACAAAGGAAAUAUUUAACAACAGUUUGAAAAUGUUAAAAUUUAUAAGGAUUUGUAAGAGGGUCGUACAGGCUAUUUUCGUGAUACGUACUGUGUACCUGUUUUUAUUUUUUCUUGAAUGGUGAAUUUAUUAUUCGUGUUCUGUGACCAAAUGGUUGUCCGUGCCCCAAGAAAAGCUUGAAUUAUUAUCAAUAUUUGUGAUAUUAUUUCUUAUUUCCCCCUGAUUUUCAGUUUUGAGACCUCUGGGAGAUAAAUAAAGAAAAUGAAAGCAUCAAAUGAGAAUGAUGAAUUGCGGUCUUGCUUUUUCUUUUCGCCACUUUCAAGCUGUUUUUCAGGCACUCUUUUAGCACUUUUUUCUUUGCGUAAGAACAAGAUAAAAAACGGUAGUUUAGAUGCUGAUUAUGUGACUUGAAAACUGAAAUGAAGGUCUGUGAUUCGUGAUUAGUUACCAUUUUGGUCCAUGAACUAUGCCAGAGAGCCCCCGUGUAUGACCCUCUGGUAAUGAAAACCACUCAACCAUGACUGGACAGCAAGAGUUAUUUUUUCCAAUACAAAUCCUUCUAAUUUUUUGGCAGCCACUGCAAUCGCUCUGGAUCAUUGGAUACACCAAUAUAAGGCGUCAUCAAACAGUGCUAUGGUUGUAGUUACCACUGAAAAGAACAGAAGGCUCAGUUGCAUUUGAAGUGAUUGGUACUAAUUUUGAUAGCCCGGUAAAAUACCUCAAGUCUUUGUAAAAAAAUGGAAAAGCCUAUCUUUUCUUGUUAACAUGCAGUUUUAGAGCCUUGUAAUUAAGUUGAUUUUGUGAGAGCGCGAUAUAUUAAAUUUAUGUUUGAUUGUUAUGUUGCUCUCCUUUGGGUGAGCCGAUACCGUUAAUUAACAUUCUGGACGUGAACUUUUAAGAAGUGUGGGUCAUUUAAUCUCUUCACCAUAGCAAGUGGCAGUUUUGGGUUCACUUGAGAUAUUGGUAAUAUCUAAUGCCAUUUGAAAAUGUGAAAUACUUUUUAGAAAUCUUACAGAUAUUGUUGGACUAUUUCUUGUUUGCAGUGUUGACUUUAAUGUACCACUCAACAAGGGGAAAAAGGUUGCAAACAACCAAAGGUAUAAAAUCUUGUAAGAAAGUGCAGAUGUGCAUUGAGUUGUGUACCAGGGUUUGAAGGGUACUCCGGAUUUCAAGUGACAGGGAUGAUCAAAGGACUUUUUUGGGUUUGAAAUUUUCAAUUUUGGGAUUUUUUCAGGAAGGAAAAUUUUGGCAAGUUAUUUUUUGGGUAGCUUGAUUUAAGUGAGGAUUUUUUGGGGUAUUCAAAACUAAUGUUUGUAUUUUUCGUGUUAUAUCAUUUUACACUUUCUGGAAAUUUUUAUGGCUUGGAAAUUCAGCUUGGGAUAUUUUUGGUGUUAAAUUUUGGUUCAGGGAUUUUUUUGGGUUUUGUUGGAAGCCCCAGGGAUUUUUGGGUAACUUUUAAUGCGUACUUGUACUUGCCAAUUGGGCAAGGGUCUAGACAACUCAUCCUCUAAUUCAUUAUUUUUUUUUUGAGCCCUGCCCUUACCCCUCAAAAUAGUUCUUGGAUUGGCAAACUCUCAAAAAACCCUGUGUUUAUUCCAUUCUUAAGGAAUCAUAAUUAUUAAUUAAGUAAUUUCUUAAAUCACUCAUGGGAAUGUAUUAAUUUUUUUUAUAAAUAAUAUUUUAUUUUUCUUCGUUGUUCAUCUUUUUUCAAAUAACUCAAAAACUCUGACUGCUGGUAUGCAAAUGGCUAGAGGGUAUUACAUCUGCCAUUUCUGUCAGAAUAAUUUGUUAAUUAUUACAAUUUUUUUUAGCUAAUUUCAAUUAGUGUUAGCUUUAUGUUUGUAGAGCCCUUUGUAGAAUGAAGUCAGAAAUUUAUUAAUAACACUGUCUGGCUUGUACACUAUUGAAGAGUGAAAAUAUGAAAUAAUUUACAACAUUAGUCUGCAUAUUCUAAUGUUGAAGGAUUGUAGCUGCCCUGCAGAGUAUCCUUUAUUGCCUGGAUAGUGGUGCUCAGAGUGUGGUAUUGAUGAGCCAUAUGGGCCGGCCUGGUGGCAAAAGAGUCGAGGAAUAUUCAUUGGCCCCUGUUGCUGAUGAACUAAAGAAAUUAUUACAAAGGUGUGAUCCAAAUUUUUGACUUAGUUAUUUGCAUGAAUGAUCUCUUUGAUUUUUAACUUUUAAACUUACUUAUAAUAAUUUAAUGUAACUUUUAUUUUUUAUGUAUGCAGGGAUGUGACAUUUCUUCCUGACUGUGUUGGCCCUGAAGUAGAGGAAGCAUGUAAAAACCCAAGCUCCGGUAUGCAAUAACUUAGAAGAGGGUGGGGCAAUUUUAAAGAACACUGAGCAGUAAAUAUAGCUACUGAAGGUAAAAAAAACUGGUUGACAGUUGAUGAGGGUGUUGCCUAACAGUUGCAUUAGCAGAUAGAGUGCCAGUCUCUCUCAGUAAUGGUGGACCCUUGUUCCCUGUGAUCGUAAUAAUGAAGAGGUUUGUAGAGAAUGGCCCUAGGUGACUCCUGAUCUUAUGCCAAAUUCUCCAUUUGAUUUGCACGGAUGCACAAGGAGAUGGGAAGGAAAGAAUCUUUGAGUUAAUCAAAAAUCUUUUGGGGAAUAAAUCCAGACAACCCCUUUACUGUGCAUACUGUAUAACCCUUUAAGCUCCAAUAGUGACCCACAUCCAAUUUCUCCCAACAGUCAACACUCCCUGAUCAAACAGACAGGUCAUGAGAAUUAAUGAAAUGAUCACUAAAGAUGAAAUGUUGUGAUGUUAGAACAAAUUCUCUCAAGCAGUACCAUAAGGAAUGUAUGAAGAACAGUGUGGAGAAGAUGCAUAUUGAUGUUGGGGCUUCAUUUUUAACCAUUUAAAACUUUGCAUUCCUUUUAUUAAAUUUUAUCAUGAAGGCUCAGUGAUCUUGCUGGAAAACCUACGUUUCCACAUUGAGGAGGAAGGCAAAGGUGUUGAUAGUGAAGGAAACAAGGUACUUAACUCAGCUCAGAUCAAAGCAAUGCACUCCGAGGUGCUUCUUUAACAGACACUGUUGUGAGUGUGUACUGCUAAUCCUUUUUUAAGCCAUCCUAUGCAUAAACAGUAUUUUCAAGGUUUUCAAGAAUAGAAAAUUAUAGCUGUUAGUACAAUAGCCAUUGGGACGAGAAGUCUUGGCUGGAUGGAGGAGCAUGCCAUGGUUUUGGAAGCCAUUAUCCUGACGGGUAGGCAACCACAUGAGAAAUUACAGUGUUUGUGUGAGAAUCUAAUGUUGAAUACUUUCCGUAAAAUGGCUGUUCUAAAGAAAUAUGAAUUGUAACUAUAGCUUCACUCCUAAGGAUUCUAAACUAAAAAUACUGAGGGCAUUUAACCUAUGCUAGGACUCUUUUUUAACUUUUCCAUACAUUUGUCUGUAAAAAUUUUAUACCUCCUGACUAAAAUUUCCUGGGAAGAAUUGCAGACAAAUUUAUGGAAAAAGGAAGAAAGUGCCUGGAGAAAUUUAAGCACAGACAUGGCCCCCAAAAUUUGUUAGUAGAAUCCUUUACUGUGUGUAGCUUUAGUUUACGAUUCCUACUUUCUUCAGAACAGCUGUUCUACAAAACACAACAAGAUGGCUUCCUAAACCCGUGAUAAGGUCUAUUUGAUUUGAAUAUUUAGAAUAGAUCCUUCCAUGGUUUUUUCAAUUUUUCACUUGGACCAUUUAGGGAAAAUCUCUCGACACCAAUAGAAAGGCUAGAGCACCUUAAAAUUAGUAAAAUUGCCAAAUUUGAAAGUGAUACAUCUUAUUAUAAUGAGCAAAGAUAUAGCUCUGCAAAGUUAAGAAAAUUUACAAAGUUGUUUGGUGGGGGAGCAAGUUUGUGCCCCACACCAUACAAACGUCUGCAAAAUUUGGUGACUUAUACUACUACAUGAGAAAUUUCUGCAAUUUGAUUGGCUUAGAGCAGUGGUAUUUCAGCUUAAUUUGAAAUACCUACAUGUGAAAAUUACAACCUUUUUCGGGUAGUCAAGUAUAAACAAAUAAUAGCAUGAUUUGUACAUGAUAUUUGGCAUAAAUACCACUCGUGAUAUUUCAAAAUUGUCUCAAAUUUCACUCACCUAACGGCUCGUGAAAUUACGUAAAAUAAUUUUGAAAUAUCACUCAUGGUAUUUAUCCCAAAUAUCACUACUAAUCAUGCUAUUACCUAUACUAAGUAGUGAUAUCUUCAUUAGUUUUCAACAAAUCACUUUCAAACUUAAUUAGCAAUUUUACUAAUUUCAAGACAUUCUUUCCAGUGGUGUCGACGGAUUUUCCCUAACCUGUCUUUAUCAAAAAAACGUUGGAGGGUUUAUUACAGUGUAACUGGGAAAACCGUGAACACUUGAAAUAUCUCAGGAAUGUUUAUUGUGUUAUGACCAAUCACAGCAGUGAUCAGGACGUAUGAACUAGCCACAAAACCACAAACUAAUUAAUGUUCUUGCGUGCGGUUCAGUUUUGUCACGCCUGAUAGGCUUUUUUCUUGCAACACAAUAAGAUUCCAGAAAUAUUUCUGGUGUUCAUGGUUUUCCCAGGAUAUUUGACUGUUAUUAACUAGAACUAGCCAUAGUUUCUUGGUUGUUUGACAGGUUACAGCCAGCAAAGAGGCAGUGAAAGCAUUCUGUGAUUCUUUAGCAAAGUUAGGAGACAUUUAUGUUAAUGAUGCGUUUGGCACUGCUCAUCGAGCUCACAGGUAAAUCUAUAUAAACAAUAAUGUCAAUAAUAUGACUGCCAAGGAAAAUGACUUUUGCCUGUCUCUUUUGUGGAAGGAACUGGAACCCGUUAGAGCUGUAAGGGACCUUAGUGUGAUGCUGGACUCUAAUUUAACAUUUAAUGAACAUAUUGUUUCUACACCAUGUCUUCAUGUAUGUCUCUAUUAGAUUAAAGGCUGAAUUAAUCACUGAUAAAAGUGCUUUGAUUAUUAUCAUAAACGCAUUAGUUUUUAGUAAGCUAUUUUAUUGCUCCUCGGUUGUGGCCACCCCUUCAGAUGAAUCUAAUCUGGACAAACUCCAAGCAGUACAGAAUUUCGCCUGUAGAUUUGGGAGUGGGGCUGGAAAAUUUGGUCAUAUACUCCCUUGUUAUUGGCUUGUGCUGGCUCCCAGUUAAGCAACAAGUUAGUUUACUUUCAACUUGCUGUUUUUAGUAGUUAAGUGCAUGAUGGCGAUGCUCCAGUGUACUUCACAUCUGAGCUCGUAAAAAGAUCGGCUAUCUUGACAGGGACAAUCAGGAACUCUAAAUAUUGUUAAACAUACCACAAUUCCGUACUGCUAGUGGCCAAAGGUCCUUUGAAUAUAGAGAGAUCACAUUAUGGAAUGAGUUACAGCCAGCACUCAAGUUGUGAAUUGUAAAUAAUAUUUUCUUUCCUUGCGUUUAAUGUAUAUAUAUAUUUUCUAUAUAGUUUUUAUGUAGUGUCAGCUCAAAGAUAUUAGCUUGUUAGCUACUCUAAAAUUCGAGUAUAAAUAAAGUUUUAUGUUAUGUAUGUUAUGUUAAGCUAAGCAAAUCAGUGACUAGUUUCAAGCGUCAACUUAUGUGACUACUUCUGGGCGACUCCUUUAGUUAGUUAACAAUUAAAUUAUUACUGGUAGCGUUGACUUUGAAAAGGCGCCCUGUGUAGUACGAGCCAAUGAAAUAUGUAACUAAGUAUGUAUGUAUAUUACACGCUCCGGACGCGCUGGCAUGUUUGUGUGUUAUACUGCUGUGUGCUGUAGUACUAAGUUUGUAGUUGCAGGUACACAAAAUCCUAUGGUCAUUUAUUGUUUUAUAAAAUCUUUUUAUUACCAAAAAUGAUAUAUUUUUUAUUUCUUCUUGAAAGUUGAUUUUAGCCUUAAUUUGUAUCAUGGAAGUGUUAAUUUAAUUUGUACAGUAUUCCUUCUUAGUGGCCAAAUUAAAUUACAACAUAUGCAUUGUUUUUGUAGCUCUAUGGUGGGUGUUAAUUUGCCUAAGAGGGCUGCAGGAUUUUUGGUGCAAAGAGAGCUGCUCUAUUUCUCAAAAGCAAUGGAAAGACCUGACAGACCUUAUUUGUUUAUCCUAGGAGGGUUGGUAUAUUAUUAUUUUUACCUAUAUACUGCUUGCAGUCCGCCUUUUCUCUUAUCAAAUCUGUCUAUUUCUCAUCCCAGCCAGUACGAUAAGUAGCGACUAGGACAAGACUAGAAAAGAUGACCUGUGAACUCUUUCAUAGUAAACCCCCCCUCAUCAGCCCAAAAACUGAGUAGCUGAUUGGUCAAUUUUACAGCUGUGGACAGAUCAUUGACAGGUCUGUGGGUAUAAGCCUGGUGUGAGAUAGCAAGGGAUAAAAAUAGUCGCACAAACAGGUCCGCCGUAACUAUGAACACUGACGAACCAAAAUGGUAAUUGCGUAAGGAUAUCUUCGUUAAGAAGAAUGGAACUUGAAACUGCUGAAAAUUUCCUUGAUGGAAAGGAAGUCGUGGCAAUCAAAGUUGUUCUUCUGGUAGUGCUAACUGUAUUCGCCAUAGGUUUCUGAUUACUUUAGUUUCUUACAGUAAAGCUUUGGGUAAGAAUACCUUUUCAUAUAGGAGAUAGUCUGUCAGUGCUCUUCCACUAUUUGUGCAUCAACUUUCACAAAUGUGUUAGCGUAGCAUUUAAAGGUUAAAUUUGACCAGCACUUUGUGCAGUGAGUUCUAAGGUCACUAUUGACUUCAAACUUGGAGAGAUAAAACUAGACUCCUCUGAGGCUUAUUUGCUGAAGUUAGGGAAAAAUCUGUCGUGGGAUUUCGAAGUUUUUACAUUUUUUGUAAAACUUUGGUUUUAAAUAUAUGCCGAUAUCUCAUACAUUUUUAUACCUACAAGAAAAUAGAUUAAUACCAUUUUCUUAAAAGUUUGACCAUUCUUUAUUAGGAAGGCCAAAAAUCAUAGAAAUUGGUCAAAUUGUGUCUGCCGUAAAACGUGAUUAAAAAAUAUAACCAUCACUUUAGUAUAUAAAUAAGUUCAGGUCAUGCAAUCACCUUAAGAAAACAUAAUCUUGCCAGCAGAUUUUUUAAAGAGGGGGGCUGUGAGUAUGACAGGUAUGAGAAUCAGUCAGUUGGCUAUUAGUUGUGCAUAAAACAAUAAUAAUUGUUUUAUGCACAUUAUUUACAUUUAUUCAUUACCUUUGGUGUGAAAAAGGGAUAUAAAGACCUGGGUAUCCUAGACUGUCUACAGUCCCCUAUUCUUCGGUAAGAUUCAGUCAAGUAGAGUGCUUACCCUUAGGGUGACAAGGGACAGUUCACCCACCGCCUCAGUACAUUUGGAACCAAGAUGGUUGCCCAUAAAAGCGCUUUAGUGGACAAUCUUACAGAAAAAUAGUGGACUAUGAACAUUGGAUGGGUAAUCAGACAAGUUUGAAAACUUCCCAAAGGCGAGGGGGCUACAACUCCCUCAAUCCUUCCCCUGGAUUCACCCAUGUGUAGGUAAAAUAUAAUGAUGUUGAGUGUAAUAUAAGAGAAUUCAAAGCCAAGUUUAUUAUGGUUAUGAUAUGUUUCUGAGUGCAAUCCUCUAGGACUUUACACUUCUUAUGUCCAUUUUUUUGUCCUAGAUAUUGGACUCUACAGCUUACUUUAUCCUUCAAAUAUGCAUUAUUUUUAUUACUAUUAUUAUUAUUAUUAUUAUUAUUAUUAUUUGACAAAAAAUAAGCAGCAACAUUAUAUAAUCAAGAAAAUGAUAAGUAUAGCCAUUAGAGCAACAUGUUACAUAUUUUGUUGUAGAAAUAGGAAUUGGGAUAGCCCAGACUUAAUGCAAUUUUGAUUUCUUUUCUUUUCUUUUUUCUUUCUUUCUUCUCUUUUUGAAUAAUCUUAUCUCAAGCAGCAUUUGUAAAUUGCCUAUACGAAGUGAGAUUUACAAUUGUACAUUAAAAACCACAAAUAAAGUUUCAAUUAUUAUUAUUCUUAUUAUUAUCUCUUUAUUAAUAAUAAUGUUAUUUAUUAUUAAAUAAUAAAUACCAGGUUUCCUUUGUGUUUGACAUUAUCUUAAAUAUUGGCAUCUGUGUGCUUAAUCACUGUAGGUCCAAAGUGUCUGAUAAAAUUGUGCUUAUUGAGAAUUUACUGGCUAAAGUGAAUGACAUGAUUAUUUGUGGUGGAAUGGCUUACACAUUUGUCAAAGUUCUUCAUAAUAUGGAAGUGAGUUGUAGUUUUGACCUUAAACCUCUUAGAAAGGUCUACUGAGAUAGGUUAAUGCAUUAUUAUCUAAUGGAAUACACUUAUCCAUGCAAACAGCAUUUAUGUUAAACACUUUGAGACACUUUUAAACAUAUAUUAAAUUUUGAUACUGAGGGAUUCCUGGUGCAGAAGCACUUUCUAAUCAGUAAUUGGUUUUAAGUAGGAUGAGCAUGAUCAUCCAGGUGAUCAUAACAGUGCCGUAGCCAGACCAAACGGCCAACUGAGGCAGGCGGGAGUUGCUAGGGGGGUUCGGGGGCAUGCCCCCCCCAUCACCAGAGAAAUUUUGAACUUUAGUCUCUCGGAAAUGCGAUUUGCAGCGUUUUCUGGGCCUUUCGCUAACUUUUUUUCGAGUUAAUUUAAGUGGAAUUUAAAAAGCAAUAAUCAGAAACAAGCUACAUAAUCUGGGUGACCGUUAACCUCGCCAAUGGUUUUGAUCAGUAUUUGUUCAAAAAAAAUUUGAGUUAACGUACGUAGCCCCUUGAGAUCGAUGAUAUGGUAAUUUUUUCAUAGUAUAUUGACUGAAUUGCUGAAUUCUUUGUAAUAUCAUGAUGCGUUAAAAAUAUCCGAUGAUCGCUUAUGUAAAAUAAAAAUGAUCGGCGAAAUUCGUCAAAAUUUUAGCGAGGCGAGUGCCUCGUUUGGCCUCAUACUAGCUACGGCGCUGCAUAACCCUGGAUAGGACAGUUGUUGACAGUGACUGAUGUUUCGACAAUCUGUGCGGUAGUCAUCUUCAGAGUCAAAGUGAGUUGUAUCACAUCAGUUGAUAGUAUUAAACUCUGGUUAUUGACCUGAUUGAUCAAUUAAGUCACAAAUAUGUUAUUGGUCAUCUGUCAGUUAAGCUGUGAUGUUAUUGGCUAUGAAGACUCGUAAUGUCAUUGGGGUGUUUCGAUCUGUCUAUUGUCACAGUUAAACAGUCGAUUAUUGUUAGUCAAUAACAUGCUCACCCUACUCAUGAAUUGACUUCUGGGUUCAAACCCUUUUAUAAUUGGCUUUAAAUAACUAGUUUUGGAGGCAUUCAUACUUACAGUGUCACGUAACUGUACCCUUAUUGGUGACUGGCUACAGUAAUUCUUUUUCAGAUUGGAAAGUCACUCUUUGACGAAGAAGGAUCAAAACUUAUCCAUAAGAUUUGUGAUAAAGCCAAAGAAAAGGGAGUGAAUCUCCAUUUCCCAAUAGAUUUUGUUGCGACUAGUAAAUUUGCUGAGGAUACUGAGGUGAAUGGUUAUUGUUGUUUAGCGUAGUGUUGAAUAGCCAAACUUGGUAAUGGCCAGUAUAAGAACAUCCUAGGGAUUGAACUGCAUGUAUCGCUGUGCAGUGUUACAUAUUAACUCCAACUCAAACAAAGAAUAUCCAUUGCCCGCAGUUAGAAAUAGCUAGUUGAGGCUAGCAGUGGUUACACGUAUUUUAUAUAAAUUGUGUAUAAUAUAAAAAAUAUAUAUAUAUCUAGCAGACGUUUUGAAAACCAACCUAACGAAAUUUGCCGUCAUUUGAGUGAAAAGGCAUCAAAAGGCAGGCUUUUUGGGCGUGAUAAGCUACAAAAUCACACCUAGUUUUUAUAAUGGGUACUUUGGAGAUGGUUUUCGGCUGAGAAAAAAAAGAAACAGUUAGACGCAAUUGGUCCAUUUGGCGGUAACGUUUUCAAAAAUCCGGCUAGAGAUAUAUAAAGCUCACAAGCAAGACUAGCACUAGCGAGAGAAAAGGCCGCUUGCUAGUACCUUGAGGCUAACGGCUUAGUGGAGGGUCAACUGUAUAAGAAGCCGAGUUUUCAAGAAUUUUUCGUUGUAAAGUUAGGUAAAUCAAUGUCAUCAUUCUCAUCUGAAUUUUUUUUGUGGUGAUUCUAUGUACACUGUACCUGGUUUAGUAGAUAUACUUGUGACUUGAGGACUUAGCAAACAUUAUAAGCUCAGCUAUUUUCUUUACUUUUACUUUUCUAAUCAGACAAAAGUCCCGUAAGUGGAAUUUUUUGUUUAUUAUGAUUAUAUUAUUAAUACAGACUAAGCUGACCAAUCUUGAAACUGGAAUUCCUCCAGACUGGAUGGUAAUUAUAAACAUUUCUUUACAUGUGGUUUAUUGUAUUCAUUUAGCAUCUACAUACAUAUAUUUAUAUAGUUGUUUCCAAUAAAUAACAUGUUUGUUAAGGGUAACUUUUGGCAUGGAUAGCGUUGUGUCCAAAUUAUUUUAUUUGUACUCUUAUUUGGCGAUAAUGCUCUCCGCUAUUCUACUUGAGUAUUCCUAAAGGUGUGUUAAACUUAAGGUAUCAGUAAAAAUAGGCUAACGACUGCAGCUUUUUCUAAAUCAGUCUAAGUACACAAUGAUCAACAUUUCUGUGCAUGAUUCUCUAGGCACUGGACAAUGGACCUGAAAGUAUCAAGAAAUUCAGGAAAGUGGUGAUGAAAGCUAAAACUAUUGUUUGGAAUGGGUAAGGCAAUGUAAAAUGUACAUGUGCAUCUUUAAUUUGAUAAAAUGCACUGUAGAUUGAUGACUCCAAUGAAUAGGAAGUACAGUACACGCUUUGUGGUUGGUCACUGUGUUUAUGUGUUUGGCCAGUGUUAGAGAACCAUAAUUCUACUGUUUAGCCAUUUCUUCUUCGACACCCAAUGCAAACCACUAGCCAUCUCGUGUUCUCUGAAUCCUUGUGUUAAGUCACACUCUUUUUUUUGCUCUCGUUUUUAUGGCCGGCGCUGUUUGCAUUUGGGCCAUGCAUGGGAGAGGAAAUAAAGCUUGGUCUUGUACAAUGUAUGUCAUUUGGUUAGAGGUGUGUAUGUGUAUUCUGCAGUCCACUAGGUUUGUUCCAAGCGUCAGCUAAAUUUGCAGGAGGAAGCAAAGGUAUUAUGGAUGCAGUUGUGGCAGCAACAAAAGCUGGUGCAGUGUCUAUCAUUGGUAAGUUACCGCCCAAGCAUAUAUUAGACCAUUUACAGUAUAGUCCAGACUAAGGACAAAGGAAGCGCAGCACUGAAGCAUACUUUAAUAUAUUUUCCCUUCAUUUCCUACUGUUCGCCCUUUCCCCCGACCUAAGCAACAAUCUUGGAAAAAAAUAUGUUUAGAAAAGUGGAAGUUGCAAUGUCUAGUAUCAAGUUAAAGCUCUUGAAAACACUGCAACUACAAUACUCCUCCCUUCCCGCCAAAAAAUAAUGUUGAAGUCGGCUGGAUCAUUUUUGACCAGGGUAGGGUGAGGGGAGGGGCCAUAGUGGUACCAGAUCCACAGGAAAGGCAUUCUACGGGUAAGAAAGGUAUAAAUUUUUAACAGGUUCUGUCCUUGAUUAGAGGUUGUGUAAGACACGGAUUUUAGUACUACCAACAGUAUGAAUCUGUUACAUUAAAUCCAUAGUUAAUAUCUUUGUUAGGUGGGGGUGCUACUGCGACAGUCUUUGUUAUGCACGGUACAGAAGAUCUGGUCAGUCACAUCAGCACUGGGGGAGGUGCUUCCCUUGAGCUUUUGGAGGGUAAAUAUCCUUGAUUUUGCAUCUAGAGUAAUUUAAGUGACAAGCCUCAUUGGACAUGUACGUACCUACAUAGCCCUAGUGAACAGCAGACAUUUUGAGACACCACCACUGGUUUCCCGCGAAAAGACGUCUCAGAAACGUGCGCAGAAAUUCCAUGCUUAUUACGUAUCACUACCCAGAUCUGGGUAGUGGCCCGUCUUUAGUAUGGAAUUUUUGCGCUUGUUUCUCAGACGUCAUUUCCCGGGGAAACCAGUGGUGACGUAGCGAAAUGCCGGCUGUUUUCUCAGGCUUAUUCCUACGGCAGAGAAGAAAUGAUCAGUCAUAUCAGCACUGGUGGAGGUGCUUUCCUUGGGCUCGUGGAGGGUAAUUAUCUUUGAUGUUCCACCAAGAGGAAUAUAAGACACAAGCCAAUUUCGGCGUGAUGUAGGUCCAUGGCUCAGUGAUUAGGGACGCAAGUCAGUGCAAGACUCGCACAUGCACAUAAAAUAUACUAUAGUAUAUGGCCUUGUUCUCCAUAAGUCUCUAUGUAGCUCAGUGAAUAGAGCACGUGCCCAUUGUUUGGGAAUCCUGUUCUACAAUCAUCACGUGCUAAUUAUUACACCUUUCUGACUUGUGAGUUGUAUGAUGAAUGGUAUGGAGUGAACAACCUUGUUCCCAGGCUCUCACUUGUUCCUAUACCUUACGCAGAAGUGAAGCUUAGUUUUUGUUUAUUUGAUUUUGUAGGUAAAACACUUCCUGGAGUGGCUGCCUUGACGAAUGCAUGACAAGUAAUCAAGACUAGUGAUAAAGACCUAAAGAAAUACCGUUUCCUUGUAUGUGUACGGUUGUAACCCGUGCGCGUGGCCGUAAAUACGGGUAAAACGCUUCUUACCCCGGAGAAACGGCCAAGCCAGCCAAGCUACAGGGUAGAAUGGCGAUGCCAUUGCCAUAUCUGGGAAAUCAUAGUCGCUUUUGAAAUAGACUCUCUUGGCUGGCACAAGUAGUGUAGAGUCAGAAGUUUACUUUUUUAAUAUUUCAACGUUGCAAACAUGUUCGCCUGCUCGUACCAGUUAGCAGAAACGGCUAUGUCUCGAAGAUAUUGCUGUUUUGCAUCACAAUUUUGUGCUAAAAAAUCAUUCCUUACUGCCUUAACCCAUACACAUAACGCCCCUUUAGAGUUAUGAAGGAGAUAUCAAAGAAAUUUCAUCAGAGAGAACUAACUGAAGUUAUGAAUAUAUGAAAAUCAUAUAUGAGAACUGCGGGGUGAAGAAUUAUAUGAAAAAAGAUCAUCGCAGUUAUAGACGCAACUUUUGCGGUUGCGGAAAAGGAAGCCUGAAAAAAAAAAUCCCGUACAGGCCUGAAUUUUUUCAGGUUUGCUUUUCGCAACUGCAAAAGUUGCGUCUAUAACUACCGUGAUCUUCUUUCAUGUAAGAGAACUAACUAUAACACUUCCUUGGUAAUUUUCACAGGCAAAGCUCUAAAACUUGAAAAACAUGGCGCAAUUUUUGUCAAGUUUCAAAGCCAUAUCCGUUCCUGCCAUCCGUUGCAACGGGUGCAACAGACGACAGGAAACAAUAUAGUCUUCAGUAUCAAAACUGGGUCUUUAUUUGUGGAAUUCAUUUGAACCGUUUAAGCUCUCUCAGAUAGCAAUGCUUGACAUAGCCCGUUUUUGGUCCCUAUUAGUCACCUUCUACGUCAGUGAGAAGAACUGUGGAAUGGAGAAGAUAGUUAGCAGAAGAGGUCGCAGAAGGCAUGUAUAGUGUAGCAAGUAUGGUAACUCCAAAUCCAUAGUUUUAUGAAAAGAAUAGUUGGACAUUUGGAAUCGUCCGGCUCCCUCAUGAUAUCACGGGGUUUCUAGAUUUUUAGCUAGUUUUUGAAGUCUAUUUAUAUAGGCUAGUAUAUAGGGUUUCUAGAUUUGUAUCAAAUUUUGUAAUUCUUUUGUAUGCAGCUGGUUCAAUAAACGUUGCUUUGGGCAUUGGGAUUGGGCAAUAGGAAG
This is a messenger RNA of Porites lobata, 14479 nucleotides long. Lineage: Eukaryota; Metazoa; Cnidaria; Anthozoa; Scleractinia; Poritidae. The record is from the annotation of a GenBank genome assembly.